AUGGGCUUAGAAAAGACCUUGGAGACCCUGGCCUGCAUCGCUGGCAAUCCUCCGUCAAAGGAGGAUCAGAAAAACGGCUUGCGGACUACGCUGGUGAUAGUACCAGCAAACGCCAUCGACCAGUGGAUCAGUGAGAUUGGGAAACAUUGCGAUAGCGCCGUCUCGCACUAUAAGAGGUCUGAUACCAGGAACGAGGUUGCGCGCCAACACUCACCCAUCUGGAUUACGAGUUACAACGAACUCAUGCAACAUUACCCCUCUGAUAACAUGAUUCGAAAGGCCACGCAAAAUCCGCUCCUGACAGCCGAAGACUGCGAAGCACACAGGCCACAAUAUCUCGGCCCUUUGUUCCAGAUCCGCUUCUACCGCUUGGUUCUUGAUGAGGCACAUGCAAUCAAGAAUCACACCUCUCGACGUAUGCAAUACAGGACCCAAAACACAAAAUUCUUCGGACAUGCCCUUUUUGAGCUUCCCCGGCCGCAUGUUCUGGAACCGAUUAUGGUCAACAUGUCGAGAGAAGAGGCACUUAUCUACAGGAGAGUUGAAGGAAUCCUUCGUCGUAAAGUCUCUAAGCUCUUCAGACGGGCGAAGGAACAAAAUCAGAAAGUCAAAGGAAGAUGGUGGCUCAUCGAAGUGCUUCGCCUUCGUCAAGCAGUGCUGCACCCUUUUCUCCUCGAGAACAUGAUGAAAGACCACUUUGAACCCAAGGACAUUGAAUGGCUCAUCAGCGAACUGUCCAAGAUUCAAACGAGCAACCCUUUCAUUGACCAGAUUGGGCACUGGUGCGAGGAGCAACUACAGGUACGAAGAAGCGAGCAGGGGAGUAAGGCUCCCAAGCAUGAAGGGCUAGACGCCUCCUUCGACAUGAUUCGGCAGCUGGAGAAGGUGAACAAGCACAAGGACUGGGAAAAGAGAGCACAUGACCUCUGCCGGCGAUGCGGGUUUGUACCGGACGACCAAUUUUACCCCAAGUGCGGACAUGUGCUUUGCCAAAGCUGCAUAGAAUCAUACGCGGCAGAGAACAGAAGCUCUACGAUGACUGGCGGAUGUGGUCCAUGCAACGCCUUGCUUGCGAACGUCAGAAGAUCGCUGCCGCCGACCCAGGAUCCCGAGAUUGUAGAAAUUGGCUAUUGGCGCGGGCCCUCAGCAAAGAAACGUCGCGGUCGGGGAGACGACAUCAACGGUAUCCAGCCAACUACCAAAUCCAAGACUACGUUUCUUGCGGACAGCGAUCGGGAAAUCGGCAACAACAUGCUCACCCCUAGCGCGAAAACAUUGGUUCUGAAAUCGAUCCUCCUUGACUGGUGCAAGCGCUACCCAAACGACAAGAUCAUUGUCUUCACCUUGUUUGUCGACGGCGGCCGCAUUGUCGGCAGAAUGCUCCAAGAUGCCAACAUCGAUUUCCUAUAUUACUUUGGGAGCAUGUCUCACGCCGAGAAGCAAAAGGCUGUCAAAGAUUUUGCAGAAAAGAAGGAGAUCCGAGUCCUGGCGCUGAACCUCGCGUGCGCCAACCGCGUCAUCAUCCUCGACAUGUGGUGGAACUCCGCCAUGGAACAACAAGCCUUUGGCCGCGUCUACCGCAUGGGCCAGAAGAAGGAGACGUACUUUGGCCGCAUCCUAGUGCGGAACAGCGUCGACGUGCGCCUGGCCCAGCUGCAGCUGGCGAAGCUCGAGAUGAUUGCGAAGACGAUCAAGGACCACGAUUCGUCUGACAUGGCACUGUCCAUCGAGGACCAAGCGGCUCUCCUGGGUCGCGUGGUGCGGGACGAAGACGGGAACAUCAUUGAGAUUGUGGCCGACUAUGACGACGAAGCCGACACCGACGCCAUUAACGCCACCUGGAAUAAUGACGAGUGGGACCAGGAGACCAUGGUUAAGGACAUUUAA
This is a messenger RNA of Thermothelomyces thermophilus ATCC 42464, 1887 nucleotides long. RefSeq lists its product as uncharacterized. NCBI's taxonomy places the organism in Eukaryota, Fungi, Ascomycota, Sordariomycetes, Sordariales, Chaetomiaceae. The coding region runs from base 1 to 1887 and encodes 628 amino acids. The record is from RefSeq and is a predicted model, not a curated record. The transcript is spliced from 7 exons. Gene Ontology annotation, molecular function: ATP binding; ATP-dependent chromatin remodeler activity.